AUGUACAUGGCAAGCAAACAAGUCAAGCAAGCGGUUAAAGAUGCCCAGCACCCGACCCAGCAGCCCCCCACCUCAACAACAGACGACACCCCUGACUUCAAUCGUAUGAAAGUAUCGCUCCAGGUACCAGACGCCCUGUUCGGCAGCUCGUUCACGUUGGUUACGAACCUUUCGACACGAGUAGGCAACUUGAUCAUGAAUACGGCUCGUCGUACAGGCGAGAUUCUUUGGGUUAUUCAGCCUCUAAUAGGGAAGAAUUUAACGAUUCAGAUUCCUACCACAACGACAACGACGCGACGCACCACUACAAGAACAACCACAACUACUACUGCUCGCCCUACUACUACUACUACUGCUACUACGGCUGCCGCCAGUGGGAGUAGUUCUGUGCAGACCAACGAAAUAAAAUAAGUGUUUUCUAGUUCCAAGAGAUCUUUGAACAAUUUGAAAGAAUUAUGAAAACAAUCGGUUAUUUUAUGAUGAGUUACGGAUGUUUCGUUCCUUAAGAAUGCAUGGUUUCAGGUAUCAAACAAAAUAUUUGGAAACCCAUGUUUUACUAUUUCUUCUUAUUCUUAUUUAUUUUCUUAGAGUUAGUAUUUUGAGACAGUUACUAGAGAUUUACAGUUGAGUUCAACACAGUUCAGAUUUUUAUAUAUACAUAUACAAUA
Molecule: messenger RNA, 668 nt
Organism: Topomyia yanbarensis
Lineage: Eukaryota; Metazoa; Arthropoda; Insecta; Diptera; Culicidae
Product: salivary glue protein Sgs-3-like
Exons: 3
Coding region: 1-411 (136 amino acids)
Source: RefSeq, a predicted model, not a curated record